CUGUAUUUUCCAAUUUGUUUGUGCUCGAAUCUCAAUCGCCUUUCAUAUUCCACCUGAUAAAAAUAAGACGCAUGUGUAAGUAAAUUACCUGAAGGCGGGGGAAUACAAAUGCCUUGUCAAAGGCCUACCCCAUGCUUAUUUCGCGUGCUGCAAAUAAAUUCAACCAGAGCGCCUUGGUUAUGAAAGAAGGACGUAAUGAAUAUAAGCACAUAAAUAAACCACGCGUCAAUCCAUCGAUUAGCAUAUCAAGUUUCGACCCAAGACAACUUGUGUCCGACUGAUUAGUCGCCGUUGUUGCGACACCAAGACCGCACACGAAGUCGCCAUGUUGACCACAAUUGUGGACUUCUUAUAUAGGGAUCCGGCGGAUCCGGUGCUUCUGCCACUUGUGGCCAGCCCCAGGCCCGUUCUGGGCAUACUGGCCACCUAUUUGCUCUUCGUAAAAGUAUUGGGGCCCUGGCUCAUGGCGAACCGAAAGCCCUUCGAUCUGCGGGGUCUCAUUAGGGUCUACAACGUCAUCCAGAUCCUGUUCAACAUCGUCAUGUUCAUAUUGGCAACCCACUUCAUGUUGGGUCCAGGCAAUUUCAACUUCCGGUGCAUCACCAACCUGCCGCUGGACCACGAGUACAAGACCUUAGAACGCUGGAUAACCUAUGCGUACUUUGCCAACAAGCUCAUUGAUCUUAUCGAGACAAUCUUCUUCGUCCUGCGCAAAAAGGACAGCCAGAUAUCCUUCCUGCACGUCUUCCACCAUGUCUACAUGCUGUACAUUUCCUUCGCUUACAUCUACUACCACGGAUACGGGGGCCACGGCUUCUUCAUAUGUUACUUCAACGUUAUCGUGCACAUCAUAAUGUACACCUACUACUACCAGUCCCAGACCGCCAGUGAAUCCGAACGAAGAGAUAGACUCUGGUGGAAGAAGUACAUCACCAUCGUCCAGCUGGUCCAGUUCGUAAUAAUACUUUCGCACAGCAUCUACACGCUCAAUCAGCCGGACUGCCCCACGGCAAGAUUCUCGGCAAGUGCCGCCGGAGGUGUUUCCGUAAUUUUCAUCAUCCUUUUCAUCAACUUCUAUACUCACGCCUACAUUCUGUCCAAAAAGGACGAGCGAAAGGUGCAAUGAAUGGUGUGGUGGCGAUGUGAUAUGUGUUCUGAACACUUCAAGUUUUGUUAAGAAAUCUAUAGAAAUUAAAUUGUUUAAGAGUUAUUAAAAUUACAGUGAUGUUUAUAAA
Drosophila kikkawai is the source of this 1235-nucleotide messenger RNA. Its product is annotated as very long chain fatty acid elongase F-like. The record is from RefSeq and is a predicted model, not a curated record. Lineage: Eukaryota; Metazoa; Arthropoda; Insecta; Diptera; Drosophilidae. Gene Ontology annotation, cellular component: endoplasmic reticulum membrane. Gene Ontology annotation, molecular function: fatty acid elongase activity. Gene Ontology annotation, biological process: fatty acid elongation, polyunsaturated fatty acid; very long-chain fatty acid biosynthetic process; fatty acid elongation, monounsaturated fatty acid.